Messenger RNA from Amphimedon queenslandica, 832 nucleotides. RefSeq lists its product as uncharacterized. The annotation marks the transcript as partial. The transcript is spliced from 5 exons. NCBI's taxonomy places the organism in Eukaryota, Metazoa, Porifera, Demospongiae, Haplosclerida, Niphatidae. The record is from RefSeq and is a predicted model, not a curated record.
GUAAUGAUACAAUUACUUCUCAGUGUGAAUCACUGCAAAAUAAUAAUGAUCUAGGCACUCCUAGCUUCAAUGUUACUAUUAUUGCAAAUAGUACUACUAAUGAUUGCAAUGAUAGUUGUUGUACUAAUAUCACAAUUUUUAUACAACUGGUAUUGAACACAUCAGACCCACAGUAUGCAAAUCUAAGCUAUAAUAUAUCAUAUGACUCUAUCACUGUUAAUGAAGAAUCAAUGAUAACAAAUGAAGGAGAAUGGAACAAGAAUAUACAGCUACCUCAUAAUGAAAUGCACUAUUCUGAUUCUGAACAGGCAAAAAAUCAAUGUAAAAUGACAAUUUCUGAAAGUAAUUCUGCUAGCUCUUGUCCAAUGGAGGAUUGUGAAAAACUAAGUGGAGGAUGUAUUGCAGCAAUUUCUGUAUUAGGAGUGCUGAUGGCAAUAGCUGUAAUAGUCUGCUCAAUAAUAUUAGGUCUAGUAUGCAAAAAACCGGUAAACACAGGUAGAAAUAGAUCAGUGAACUCAAAUGAAACUGAACCGAAGAGCCAAGAUGAUGAUAAACCAGAUGGAAACGACCAGAUAAAAACGAACCAGAUGGAAAUGCACCAGAUCAGUGAGCCAAGGUGAAACAAACAAAUGAACCCAGAUGGAAAACUAUAACAAGCAGCAGAAAAAUGAAAUAUGCAUAUUACUUUUUGUCAUUAUAGAAAUUAGAUAAUUAGAAAAUUAUUUGCAACUAGACUAUAUGAUCAACUAUUCUAGAGCUAUCAUUAUUUUUCAGUAAUAAUCACUUUUAGCUUAUUAGAAGCAAUAAUUUUUAGUCUCUAAUGACAACAAAA